Gallus gallus (chicken) is the source of this 5410-nucleotide messenger RNA. RefSeq names its product G protein-coupled receptor class C group 5 member B (gene GPRC5B). Bases 596 to 1759 code for a protein of 387 amino acids. Lineage: Eukaryota; Metazoa; Chordata; Aves; Galliformes; Phasianidae. Gene Ontology annotation, cellular component: extracellular exosome; intracellular membrane-bounded organelle; signaling receptor complex. The transcript has 5 exons. Gene Ontology annotation, molecular function: G protein-coupled receptor activity; protein kinase binding; protein kinase activator activity. Gene Ontology annotation, biological process: G protein-coupled receptor signaling pathway. The record is from RefSeq and is a predicted model, not a curated record.
GGGGCGGAGCGGUGCCGCUCGGGGCGGCCGCGCCGCGGCUGUGUCUCAAUGCAGAGCCCUCGGUGUUCUCCCGCCCCCCGCAGCCGAGCGGCGAUGGGAUUUAGUACUUAUGUGAACCCUUUGUUUACGCCCGAGCUAAUGGUUAUCCCGCGGUAACGGGAUUUCCUCCACCGGAGCUGCGCGCCGGGGUUGGUUACGGGCGCAGCGCCGAGCGCUUCUCAGCGGCGGAGCGCAGUGCGGAGGUGCGGAGGUGUUCUCGUCGUGAGGAAACCCGUCCGUGUGAGGCUGUGACGUGAAGAGAAACAGUUGUUUGAGAACGGUCGGAGCAGAGGGAAGCAUUGACCGCUUGCCAUCGAUCGCGCUCAGCAGCGCAGCGUGUCGGGGCUGACAGCCGCGGGCAGUGCGGGCACCGCGGGCAGCGCAGUCGGAGCGAAGGGAGCAGCGCUGCCGAGAGAUCGCCGCGUGUUACGGAAGGCCUUAUUCUGAGCAUGUUAAGCUGGGCACACAGCUAACAUCACUGAGCAUAACCCACCUGAAACCCACAGCACUAUGCAAGCAAAAGUUAACAGAAAGAGGUUUCCUAUCUGACAGAAAAAUGAAAACCUACCCGGCCAUUGGUUUCUUCGUCCUCUUCGUCAUCAGCUAUGGCUCUUCUGAAAACUCCAGCACGCCACGAGGGUGCGGACUGGACCUCCUCCCGCAGUAUGUGUACCUCUGUGACCUGGAUGCCAUCUGGGGAAUAGUUGUGGAGGCGGUUGCGGGAGCAGGUGUGCUGACAACGUUACUGCUGAUGCUGAUUUUGCUGGUGAGGCUGCCCUUCAUCAAGGAAAAAGAGAAGAAGAGCCCCCUGGGAAUGCACUUCCUCUUUCUGUUUGGGACACUUGGACUGUUUGGACUGACGUUUGCUUUCAUCAUUCAGGAAGAUGAAAUGGUGUGUUCUACCCGAAGAUUUCUGUGGGGAGUUAUCUUUGCUUUGUGCUUCUCGUGCUUGCUAGCUCAGGCUUGGAGACUUCGCAGACUAGUUCGGCAUGGGAAGAGUCCGUCUGGCUGGCAUCUGGCUGGUGUGGCCAUCUGCCUGAUGCUUGUUCAGGUCAUCAUUGCAACUGAGUGGUUAAUACUGACAGUUGUCAGAGAUAACAAGAUGGCUUGCAGCUAUGAACCAAUGGAUUUUGCUAUGGCUUUGAUUUAUGUUAUGUUCCUGAUGGUAUUUACCAUGGGGUUUUCUCUUUUCACUCUCUGUGGAAAGUUUAAGAAAUGGAAGAAAAAUGGAGUAUGCCUGAUUAUAACGCUGUUUUUUUCCAUUCUGAUUUGGGUAGCCUGGAUGACUAUGUACCUCUUUGGUAAUGCUGAACUAAAGAGAAGAGACAAAUGGAGUGAUCCCACUCUUGCUAUUGCACUGGUGUCCAGUGGUUGGGUGUUUGUUAUUUUUCAUGCUAUCCCAGAGGUCCACUGUACCAUCCUUCCAUCGCAGCAGGAAAACACUCCCAAUUAUUUUGACACUUCACAGCCAAGGAUGCGCGAAACUGCUUUUGAGGAAGAUAUACAGCUUCCUCGGAGCUACAUGGAAAACAAAGCCUUUUCUAUGGACGAACAUAAUGCAGCGCUAAGGACGGCAGGAUUUCGCAAUGGCAGUUUGGGAAGCCGACCUAGUGCUCCUUUUAGAAGCAAUGUUUAUCAGCCAACUGAGAUGGCAGUUGUGCUAAAUGGUGGGACUAUACCAACAGCUCCGCCAAGUUACACUGGACGACACCUCUGGUGAAAGGCUGUAGGCUGUAGAGAAUGAGAAUCCUUGUUGCAGAAUUAUUCCCUGGCAGUGUGUCUUUGAGGGAGGAAUUGAUACCAGUACCAGAACAAAGCAACAGAACAUCCAGGAGCUUGUGAAAUCCCACAGAGGGUUUUGUGUAAAUGUGAACACCGCGGAACGGAUAAACUAACUGCAAAAAGAAAAUUAUAAGUCUGAAGCUAAAUCUGAAUUAAAAUAGAGGUAGGCACACUUCAAAAUGGAAGAGGGGGAUACUGUAGUCUGAAAUGUAAGAUGUUCCCUUGUCUGUAAGCAGUAACAAGUGUGCAAGGCAAGCCUGAUUCUUUUUAUUGGAUGCCAGCUGCUUGCAAACUACCCUUCUCUCACCUAAACUUAAUUCACGUUGCCACAAGAGAUUGUCACCACAGUGUGAAGACAUGCAGGAUUUCUUUCCAUCUUGCUCCUUUUCCUUUCAUUUGAAAUGUCAUGAAAAGUAUAUUGUUUGCCUCAUUAUCCAGCUGUACUUUAACAUGAUGCGGCAUCACUUGCAGUCAUGUAUUACUGCUCUGUGGCAACACCGUUACCAUUAUGCUGUAGGCUGACACUCUUCUCCUCAAAAAGCUCAUGUAUGAGAAGCAGUUCUGGAGAGAUGUAAGGUCUGUGUGUGCUUCAUGUGAGCGCAGGAGCUUCUUGAGGCAGAGGAGUGCAGGUCCAGCAUAGGCAGCUCUUUGGCAGCCCGGAAUUGGAUUCUCUCCUGCUCCUCAACCUGGGUGUGAGCAGAGUUGCGCGUUCUCACUUCUCCUACAGAAGAAGCCAUUAAAGGAAUCUGUGGAAGGAUACGCUUUGCAAAGACUUAGCUGGCGAGAGAACGUGACUCGUGUUUGCCACGAGUGCAUUGUGAUAGCAGAUGAAGGGUGAUGUCCAUCGGUGCUGGUGGGCCAAGGUCUGUCCUUACUGGUGGGCUGAGGUCUGUCUGCUGCUGGGCCGAGGUCUGUCCAUAGUGGUGGGCUGGAGGCUGUGCAGGUGGGCCAAGGCUGGCACCCAGGGGGUCAGUGGCAGCUGCAGAGCACCGACCGCCUGUUGGGAGGAGUGCAGUGCGCAUAGGGCUGAGGCUGCUGCUUCCAAUCCCUGUUUGUAUGGGUAGUCUCAUUGACUGCAGUUGUUUGUGCAUUUAAAUAUGGUUGUGCAUUUUAGUGCCUAGAGGGUAGAAUCUCCAUUCUGGAGGUGGUUUGUUGUUGUUUUUGUUUUUUAAGGUGGUUUCUUCCGUAGUCUUCCCCUCUGCCUCCACUUUUUCAAGUUAAAAUAUGGCAGACUUUCUCAAAGCUCUUUAUCUUUGUUUUCUCUAGGUUAUUUAAAAGGUUCCCAUUGCCCAUUGUUUGUGCCAUGGUUUUCAUUAUGUUUAAGCAGUCAUUCCUUUAUUUAAUACAUAUCGGACAUUGAAAACAUCACCGUAUCCUCACCGUUUAGCCAGUGUUAAUCUUAGCUUUCCUCAGUUCUAAAAGCAAAUUGUUUUUACAUGAGGGCAUAGGAAACAUUUAACAAAUAAACUUUGCAUAUGAUAUAAUAAAAAACAUAUUUUCAAACUAAAAAAAUAUAAUGUACAAAUAACUAAAUAGCUUAGUAGCUUCACAGAAAGAAGUUACUUGCUAUCUACUGCAGAAGAAAGACAAGUAUUCUAUCUUUUAAGAGUCUUCCUGAUUCUCCACUUACCUCCAUUUCUGCUGAACUAGCAACCUAGUCCUGCAGACUGUACUCCCACAAGUAGUCCCUUUGAUACCAGUAAGUCUACAUACAGGUACAGAGGCUGCAAGACCUAAGUGUUGCACACAGAUAUACAUGUGUGUGUGUAUGUGUGUGUGUAUAUAUAUAUAUAUAUAUGUAUGAAGGAAUAUAUAUUGCCAUUCUUGCCAUGAUCAUCUUAUAUGGUUUUACUUCACAGCUCUUCUCUUCCAGAAGCAAUGUUUUUCUGUCAUGCACGACUAAAGGAACAUGUUAGCUCCAUGUUGGAUAUUCCCCCCUGCCCUUCUCUCCUCAAGGCAAAGGAAGCAUGUGCUUGUUUAGGGAUUGCUUAUUUUAUUUUUUAAGUAACUAGAUGGCCUAAGCAACCAAGUAGGGUAGGGGUGGAUAUUGCAUGCUAUCCUGUAACUUAGAAAUACAUUUGCUUUGUUAAAAGCAAAGCUUUACCUAAAUAAGAUAGCAUUCAUGAUAUUUACCCUGAAAAUGCAUCACUUGGAACAAUAUAAAACCUGUUUUCAUCACUUGCCUGCCAAGCUUUGUUUUUAAAAAUCAAAUUUAAAAAAUCACAAAACUCUACUGUAAAAACAUAUAAGAUGACCAUGGCAUAAAUGGUAGGACAGCUUUCUUUUAAAAAGCUUAUCACGCUACAACCGAGAUUUAGGAAUUACAAUACAACUGUUACAGGCCUUGGACAAAACUGUACAACAUGUAGUUCUCUUAAGAAGUGCUUUUUUCUAGAUGUGACUGAAUUGAUAAAUAGACUUCCCAAUCCUGUUCCUAAUGAAGCUGAUUGGAAUUUAAGGCCUUAUGUAAGCAUAGGGCCAGAUCCUACAGGCUGCUACUGGCAUGACCAGUGUGGCUGGUUAGUCACCUGGGCCAUUCACAGAAUUACGAAGUGGCAGGAUUGGUCUUAAUUUGUGGUGGUGAGGGUGUGGCAAUAGGUUAGGAAGAUUUUUAUUUUCCAACUGUGUACAAUUAGUAAUAAGCAAUUUUUUUUUUGUAAGUCACUGGUUCAUGAUGUUAAAUGCCCCAAAUAAAAAUGUGAUCGAAGAAAUGCACCUUUAUAUUAGCUUAUACUUCUGUUACAGUCAACAAUUUGUUUACUUUUGCCUUUUAUGAGUUGUCUAGAAUGUAGAGCAUCUGUGAACAACAUAGUAAGUAAGUGUAAGCACAAGCCUUUCGCAGUUCAGUUAAUUAGAAUUUUAUAGUAUAAAAGCUACUGCGUUGUCCCUUGAUGGCUAUGUGAUCACGGUGCUUCCAUACAGAAAAGUGAAACUGUAAAACAUCUGAAAAAAUUGUUACCAGAACAAGAUUUUUAAUAACUGGCUUCUGCAGUGGCCAAGAAGAGUUCAGAGCCAUACUUUUACAGGUCCUGUCCUGCUUUCAGAGGAGCUGAGGGUGUCUGACAUUGGCCAAAAAAUAUGUAGCAUCUUCAGAACAGCACUCUCAGUACAUAUACGUGUUUCUAUAAACAAGGUACAUGAAAUACAGAACUAGUUGUAUCUGUUUUUAGUGUAAACACGGGCAUCUUGGUUGGCUUUGGAGCUUGAUGCGUUGGGCCUCACCAAAGGCAGUGCAAAAGGGAGCAUUGUAGCUUUUAUAAUAAAACAAUUGGACUACUCUACCAACUUGGAGGAUUACAAAGCAGGUGCUUUUUAUUAAUUGAUGAGAGCUAACGCUCAUUUUUGAUAGAUAAUAUAUAUUUAUUAAAUGUAUUAAUGUGUGUUUUAUAACAUACCUUUUUUUCCGCUGGUUGUUGCAUACACUGGUAUCUUAUUAAGUACAUCUUAAAGGAUUUUCAAGACAAUCAAUGCGUACCAUGAUGUCUGUACAUACGUAUACAAAACUACAAAGGUUGUAAAGCAUGGGCAAAUGUUUUAUUUUCAAAAUGCUGUUCUUAACGAGAAUAAAGGCUUUACUAUUUACUUACAA